Molecule: messenger RNA, 1163 nt
Organism: Paramecium octaurelia
Lineage: Eukaryota; Ciliophora; Oligohymenophorea; Peniculida; Parameciidae
Source: the annotation of a GenBank genome assembly
AUGUAAAUUCUUUUUACGCCAGGACCUCUCUUGACAACCAAAACUGUCAAAGAAGCUGCUCUAGUAGAUAUGGGUUCAAGAGAUCCCAAAUUUGUUUAGAUUAUUCAAAACAUACGAUCCACCUUGUUGAAACUAUCGAAUGUAGAGGAAAAGGAUUACACAGCAGUACUUCUCUAAGGAAGUGGUACCUAUGCAAUUGAAGCUACAUUUCACACUGUCUUAAAAAGAGAAACCGAUAAGUAAUUCAUAUCAUUAUAGAACUUAGAGUACUUGUAGUCUCUAAUGGAGCAUACGGGGAGAGAUAAGCCAAGAUCUUGACUGCAAUAAAUAAGAAAUUUGUUAAGCUCACCUAUGACGAAAACCAAAAAUGCUUAGUAGAAGAUAUCAUUAAAGCCAUCGAAGAGGAUCCAACCAUCACUCAUUUGAGUAUGGUACACUCUGAAACAACCUCAGGAAUCAUCAAUGACAUCGACUUUGUUCACAGAUUGAGUAGAAGAGUCGUAUUCAUUUUGGAUGCUGUCAGUUCAUUUGGAGCUUAUGAAAUUCCAGUUUCCAAAUUAAACAUAGAUUUCUUGAUUUCCACAAGCAACAAAAAUAUUCAAGGAUUACCUGGGUUCGCCUUUGUCAUUGCAAAUAAAUCAAUCCUGACUUAAUGCAAAGGCAAUGCUGCUUCUUUAGUGCUCGACCUCUAUGAUUAAGAAGAAUACAUGCUUAAAACUUAAUAAUUCAGAUUCACCCCUCCCACUCAUGUAUUGAGAUGUUUCGAAUGCGCACUUAAAGAGUUUGAGGAAGAAGGCAGUAUCAAAGGAAGAUAAAAGAGAUACACAGAAUUAUAAUAAUAUUUAUCUUAACAGAUGCAAAGCUUAGGUUUUAAAUUAUUUGUCGACCCCAAAGACUAAGGCUGCAUUAUUACUACAUUCCUCUUUCCAAAGGAUCCUAAUUUUAAUUUUAACUGUAUUAGAUUAUUCAUAAUGAAUAGAAUUUUAUGAUUACUUGGCAGCUAAAAAUCUAAUUAUUUAUCCAGGCAAAAUGACUAAAGCAGAAACCUUUAGAGUUGGAUCUAUCGGGGCCUUAACUAUGGAGAAUAUGCAUUAAUUAAUUGAAGCCAUUAAAGCAUUUAUUGCCGAAACAAAUUUAUAAGUUUAAUGAGAAAUAAAAAGAGU